AAUGUGACCCGGGGAGCGGGGAGAGGCUCUCAGACCGCGAUGGCACUUCCACUGGCGGCAGUCGGGGGCACACUGGGCACAGUCGCUGGCUUGCUGGCCAUCUGUGUGCUGGCCUUGCUUUGCCGCUGUUCCAGGAAAAGGGCAAGAGACUCCAAGAGCCCCGAGAAAGCUGGAGCUACCGUGAGGCAGAGUAACAUCGUCAGCACGGCGCAGCAGUUUAGUUUGAAGAAGACUACAGAGCCAGUCCAGCCAAGGACUCGGCUGACAACCCCAAAGAUCUACACCCCUGAACCAAUGGCAACAUCACCGGAAUUCAUAAAUUACACUGACUACACAUUGGGGUCAACAAAUGAAACAACAUCAGUCGACGGGGGAGAAACUGACAGUUUAAUGGCAGACUCAUCUGAAGAACUCUUUAUUAUUUCCAAGAACGCUGCUGUUGAUGCUGCUUCUCUAUCUGAUGAUUUGGAGAGUGAAAUAUCUGAAGAUUGGCUGGAAGCUGUGAAGCUGCAUUAUGCAACAAAAUAUAACUACCAUAAGUCGGAACUGCAUCUCACCAUUAUUGAAGCCCAGUUCAUAGAUACAGUGGAAAAUAUGAACUACUGCGACAUUUACGUCGUAGGUACUUUGGUCACAAAACUUGGAAAGACUGAGGCCGGGACCUCCAACCAAACCAAGACCUUAUUCCCAGUUUGGCAGGAGACUUUGAUCUUCCCAGUCUCAAAAGAACACCUGCGGGACGGGACAUUGACGCUGGCUCUCUACAGCUAUGACAGGUAUUCCAGGCAUUACUGUGUGGGAGAAGCACAAGUCCACCUACCUGACAUGCCGAUGGAUGCAAGAACCAAUUUGUGGAUCAAUCUGAAAGCUCCUGAAAAGGACUCUGUAACGUCGCCUGGUGAGAUUUUGCUUUCUAUUAACUACCUUCCAGCUGCCAACCGUCUCAUUGUCGUUGUUAUGAAGGCACGACACUUAAACUCAGAUGAGCUGAAACAUCUGAUAGAUGUUUCAGUGAAACUCACCCUGAUGCACCAGUCCGUGAAGCUGAAGAAGAAACAUACCAGGCACGUGAAGCACAAGAUAAAUCCAGUUUGGAACGAGAUGAUAAUGUUUGAAGUGCCCUAUGAGCUACUGUUUAAAUCCCAUCUUGAGAUAGAGAUGUUGAACCAGGACUGUACAGGGCAACACCACUUACUAGGCAAAUGUAGCCUGGGUCUGAAUUCUAGUGACUUAGAGUUAAGUCACUGGCAGGAAAUGUUAAACAAGCCCAGAAAGCAGACUGCAAUGUGGCAUAAACUACAUGCAUAA
Messenger RNA from Hemiscyllium ocellatum (epaulette shark), 1308 nucleotides. It is a transcript of the gene syt13, whose product is annotated as synaptotagmin XIII. The coding region runs from base 40 to 1308 and encodes 422 amino acids. Gene Ontology annotation, biological process: cellular response to calcium ion; regulation of dopamine secretion; regulation of calcium ion-dependent exocytosis. Gene Ontology annotation, molecular function: phosphatidylserine binding; calcium-dependent phospholipid binding; calcium ion binding. The record is from RefSeq and is a predicted model, not a curated record. Lineage: Eukaryota; Metazoa; Chordata; Chondrichthyes; Orectolobiformes; Hemiscylliidae. The transcript is spliced from 6 exons.